GUACCCUCCCGUCAAGCGUGGCUAAUCAAGGCACGAAAAGGUGAGGUUUGUCAUCAUUUUACCACAAUUUACAGUGUUUAUUUCAUGUAUUUUCAACUAUAAUUAUAGUGAGACCGUUGUACCGCGUGCAAAUAACGUGAAAAAUCGUCAUUGGUUCAGAAAAACAGAAAAAUGAGUAGCUCGGAGGAGGUAUCAUGGAUUUCGUGGUUCUGCCAGCUACGCGGCAACGAGUUUUUUUGCGAGGUGGACGAGGAUUACAUAAACGACAAAUUCAACCUGACGGGACUCAAUGAGCAGGUGCCUCACUACAGACAAGCACUAGACAUGAUCUUGGAUCUGGAACCUGAUGACGACCUUGAUGACAAUCCAAAUCAAUCUGACCUUGUGGAGCAAGCUUCCGAAAUACUGUACGGACUGAUACAUGCCCGCUACAUAUUAACCAAUCGGGGAAUUGGUCAGAUGUUAGAGAAAUUCCAAGCUGGCGACUUCGGCCACUGCCCCCGCGUGUACUGCGAGUGCCAACCCAUGCUUCCACUUGGUCUGUCCGACGUGCCCGGCGAGGCUAUGGUGAAGCUGUACUGUCCGCGAUGCAUGGACGUAUACACUCCCAAGUCUUCACGCCACCACCACACCGAUGGCGCGUACUUCGGCACCGGCUUCCCGCACAUGGUGUUCAUGGUGCACCCCGAAUACCGGCCCAAGCGGCCCGCCUCGCAGUUCGUGCCGAGAUUGUACGGGUUCAAGAUCCACCCGCUCGCGUACCAGAUCCAGCAGCAGGCGGCGGCCAACUUCAAGGCGCCGCUGCGGAGCCUCUCGUACAACAACGAAACGAAGACUUCAAGUAACAUUCCAAAAUGAUUAUAUAGGCGACGUGUGCGCGGCGGUCAGGGCGGGCAGCGCGGGACCGAGUGACGCCCGCCGCGCGUACACGACACCACACGAUACCACCAUCAACUAAUUAUAAUAUUUAUUCAACCGAUUACAUCAAUUACAUUUUAUUUAAGAGUGCAGUUACGUUUUAAAAACAUAUAAAAGUUUAUUUUUACGUUUUCUGUAUUUUAUGUUUUUUAUUUGUUUUGUAACUGAAGCGACUUACGAAUAGGUAAUUGUAAAAGUAAAACAUUAUUCCUUCCUAAACAAAAAAUAUAUUUUAUUUAUUUAUGACUUAUCCUAUUAUAUUAAAAAAAUACAAAUAAUUCACUAGGUGAAACAAAAUAUUUAUAAAAGUCAACAUAAUUUUAAAUUGAAUUGCUUUUAAAGCUUGAAUGUAUGGUUGCGUGGGGCAUCGUAGAGGCGGUACAACCGCCUGAGCGCCACGAUUGCGCGGCAUGCCUGCUUCAAUGGUAUAAACAGAGUCGGGACAUUUCCUGUUAAUACCAUACAACAACUAUCUGCGCCACAACUUGGCUAUAAAGACAAAAUUAAUACUUUGGAUGACACAAAUUCAACCUCAUAGAAGGCACAUUUGAUGCGAUACGAUUAAGGCGAGGUAAUAUAGUUGAACAGUUCUCUCAUCAGAGUAACAUUAUUAAUUUCACUAAAAGCAUUUUUAUCUAAUGUACUAGCAUUCUUCUUGAGAUAUUUCAUUGUUGAAUUUUUUAAAUAUUCUGCAUCAUACAUAUCUGCUAUUAUCAAUGUGUACAUCACAUUUGAUGGUGUUAAUUGCUUUUCUAGAGCUAUCUGGGACAAUGUGAAUAAACCUUUUAAAUUAUACAUGUCCGCCAAAAUAAGCACAUUCGCAAAAUCAACAUUGUCUAAAUCCUUUAUAGUCCCUGUAUAGAUGUAUUCCAACAUGUAUUUGAGAUCUUCUCCCUUCACAUCAACUAGUUUGACAUAGCUGUUCUGACUCUCUGCGGUUUCUUCUUUAAACAUAGCUUUGAACACUGUGCUGUGCGCGGACAAUAUGAUUUUGUGCACUUCAAAUUUCUCACCAUCACUAGAUUCGAUCGUGAAGUCGGACCCGACGGGAUCUUUGAAUAAUUCGCCAUAGUCGUGACUUAAUUUAAUUUCAUUAACUAUAUCUAAAUCCACUGCCUUGUGAGGCCCAAAAGAUACAGCUAUGAGGAAAAUCUUAUCUUUCAUAAAUUCAAUAUCAAGAUCUGUAAAUUUGUAUGUAGUGAUAUAUUCAAACCUAUUAAUAUUAUGUUCAUCCUCAUCUUUGUAAAGAUCCAACAGGCUUCUAGUGUUAUUAAAAUCAUACUCCUUGAGUAAGCGAGGCAAAUGUAUGGUAUUGUUCUUUUUGUCAGUCUUCAAAUAAUUUCCAACACUAACGGCCACAUUAUAAGCACCUUCACCAUAUUUG
Manduca sexta (tobacco hornworm) is the source of this 2302-nucleotide messenger RNA. RefSeq names its product casein kinase II subunit beta (gene CkIIbeta). The transcript is spliced from 8 exons. Gene Ontology annotation, molecular function: protein kinase regulator activity. Gene Ontology annotation, cellular component: protein kinase CK2 complex; cytoplasm. The coding region runs from base 172 to 858 and encodes 228 amino acids. The record is from RefSeq and is a predicted model, not a curated record. Lineage: Eukaryota; Metazoa; Arthropoda; Insecta; Lepidoptera; Sphingidae.